Molecule: messenger RNA, 2661 nt
Organism: Seminavis robusta
Lineage: Eukaryota; Bacillariophyta; Bacillariophyceae; Naviculales; Naviculaceae
Source: the annotation of a GenBank genome assembly
AUGGAAGAGAUUGACAAUCCACCACCUAGGAGCCGACUCGCUGCCAAAGAAGAGCUGUCAGUGGAACCAACUGAGACGCGUAGUGUUUCUUCUAUAUCCGACGUUAGUCAGGAAAAGAAUGUUCACAAGCAUUAUACUACUAUUGUGGUUGGAGCCAUGCCAGCAAAUGGCGGGGUGGUCCUUGCGGGUGGGCCAAAGAUCAAGGAAAGUCACAGUAGAGGAACCAUCUCAAGAUCUCAAUCGCGAUCGGAUCCACCUGCACGUGGAUCCCAUCGUACAGAAAGAGAGCACAAGUCCAAGCGAAAUACUCACAUGGGCACAUCCUCAGGGGCCGUAAGGACUACCUCGGGUGAAAAACGAUACAGUUACACAGGGCACAGAGCAUAUUCUUCCAACGGCACAGAUGAUAUGGUAGGGCGCCACAGAACUCACCGGGGCCACGGGGCAUACGGGCGCACAACCAGUGAUCUGCAUAUUCCGAGACAGGAUGCUGUGGGGCUUGAUGAUGAAAAUUUUGAAUCUCGAAUGGAAUUGCUGCGGGAUGACCACUACGAUGAAGAACAAGGGGGGGUUGCCACAAUGGAACGAAGGCGCAGUGAUCAUGCAAAGACAUUGUGUAUGAUCAUGGGGUGGCUGGUGGCCAUUGUCUUUCUUGUGUUCUUGGCACUUUUUUUCUUGGAAAAGAACAAGCACAUUUCCUUGCUGCCCACUAGGAUGGUGGAGGUCACAGCUCCGCCUUCGGUGGCGCCAUCAGGAGCUCCAUCGGCCUCUCCAACGUGGCAAGGAGAUCAUUUUUUCCGUCUCUUGCCCGAGAGCUCCUUGAAGGCGAUUACGGAGGAUCCAGAAUCUCCCCAGCGAAAGGCUUACGACUGGCUUGUGGUGGACAGCCAAGUGCAAACAUACUCCUCGUCAAGGCUAGUGCAGAGGUUUGCUCUGGCAACCUUCUUUCAUGCCACGGGUGGACCUACGCACUGGAACAGAAAUUCCACAAAACGUUGGCUUAGCAGCGCACAUGAAUGCAAAUGGGGCAUGGCUACUUCGCUCCAGGCUGGUAUCUUGGUCGACCGUGACAACAACUACUUUUAUGAUAUGCACGAUGUCAGCGGCCCCUGUACUAAGAAAAUCACUGCUGAUGAUGUCCGCGACGAGGAAGCAGAAGAAGAACUGGUUUACGAGUAUUUGUGGUUUCCUCGAAACGAUUUGGUUGGUACACUCCCACCCGAGAUCUACCUUUUGACAUCACUCCGCAUCCUGUCCCUGUUUGGCAACCCCGAGCUAGAGGGUUCUAUUGCCUCGAAUAUCGGCGCCCUUACCAACUUGGAGGCACUUGCCAUGUCCUACACUCGUCUAUAUGGGAGUAUUCCAGAGGAAAUACAAGCCUGUUCCAACUUGAGUGGGAUCAUGCUAUCCGGGACUGGAUUGAAGGGGACAAUCCCGAGCUUGGGAAAUCUAUCGUCAUUGCAACACCUCUUUCUGGAUUUCAACUACCUCACGGGUCAGAUUCCUUCUGAUCUCCCUCCCCUCAUGGGUCAAAUGGUGCUGGCAAUGAACCACCUGAAUGGAACCGUUCCAACAGAGAUUUGGUCUCUGGACCACCUGUAUGAGCUUGACGUCCGCUCGAAUGAAUUGACAGGAGCAGUAAUCCCAAACGAGUUACACCAGAUGACUUCACUCAAGUAUUGGCACGCAAGCAACAAUCUCUUGUCGGGGGAGUUGAUCCCGACUUCCUUGGCAAUCAUGACCAACCUGCGAAUCAUGAGCCUGUUCCAGAAUCGCAUCAACUCCACCAUUCCAUCUGAUAUUGGGUUGCUUUCUAACUUGACGUUAAUCUCGAUCCGAGACAACGACAUGACAGGAACGCUCCCUUCCGAGCUGGGAUUGCUGAGCUUGUGUCGCUGGCUAUGGCUCUUUGGAAACAAGUUUGUUGCCAACAUCCCCAGUGAAAUUGGCAACAUGGAGGAUCUGGUGGAACUACGGCUCAACAAUAACCUCUUUUGGGGUUCAGUCCCAUCUGAGCUUGGUCAGCUCCCACUGCUCUAUGACCUGAAACUCAAUGACAACGCCAUUGCCGGUCAAUUGCCGUCCGAGCUCGGGCUGCUGCCAGAUUUGAACUUGAUGCAUCUACAGAACAAUCAAAUCUCUGGCAUCAUUCCGACAGAACUUUCCAACUUGGAAUCACUGGCGGAGCUACAACUUCACGGCAACCGUCAACUAUCUUCUUCCAUUCCAUCCGAGCUCGGCCUGCUGUCAAAUCUCGAUGUCCUGUUCCUGGACGACUGCCAGCUGAACUCUACACUUCCCUCUGAGCUUGGUCAGCUUGUUGCCUUGGAGUUGCUUUCGGUGUCGGGAAAUGAGCUUUCUGGUAGUGUGCCAUUGGAAGUCACUGCCCUGCCGUCACUAAUCUACUUCAAUGUAGCGGACAAUCGGUUCACGGGAAAUGUUCCAGUCCUUACAUCCCACCACAGCAACAACGGCACCAGCAAAGCAGCUUUGGAGGCAUUCAACAUCUCCCACAAUGGGUUCGUGGGGGAAAUCCCAAUUGAAUUGUGUACCCUCGAUGCGACUGUGUUCCAAUACGAUUGUUCCAAAUCACUGUGUGGAUGCUUCAGCUGCCUUUGCGACAGUCGCAUCCCUGUGGAUGCUUUCAAGAUCUGGAACUAG